This is a messenger RNA of Phragmites australis (common reed), 3525 nucleotides long. RefSeq names its product serine/threonine-protein kinase Nek4-like. Gene Ontology annotation, biological process: microtubule-based process; protein phosphorylation. The record is from RefSeq and is a predicted model, not a curated record. The coding region runs from base 344 to 3208 and encodes 954 amino acids. Gene Ontology annotation, molecular function: protein kinase activity; ATP binding. NCBI's taxonomy places the organism in Eukaryota, Viridiplantae, Streptophyta, Magnoliopsida, Poales, Poaceae. Gene Ontology annotation, cellular component: cortical microtubule. The transcript has 15 exons.
GAAAGCCAACAACCAAAUCAAGUCCAGAGCCAGCAGGGCCGCGAGACCCCGCGGGGCGCGAGAGAGCAGAGGCGCCGCGUCCUCGAGGCGGGAGAUCUCGCCGCGACGCCGUCCCGUCGCCGCCGGGGCCGGAGGAGAAGCGCCUCCACCGCCGCCGACGCAUCUGGUGGUUCCGGCUGCUGGCCAAUGCAGGUGGAGACCGCCGCGAGCUCGCUUAAGAUGUGGAGGUGUUUGAGCUGCAGCUGGGCUGGAGAAAUGUGAUUGGUUUGGGUACUUAGAGAUUGAGACAUACCCGCGAGUUGCUGCUGUAAACCUGUGAUUGUUUUUUCACGGAUUGGGGCACAUGGAGUCGCGGAUGGAUCAGUACGAGAUCAUGGAGCAGAUUGGCCGUGGCGCAUUCGGUGCCGCCAUCCUUGUGAAUCACAAGAUUGAGAAGAAGAAGUAUGUGUUGAAGAAAAUCCGGCUUGCAAGGCAGACAGAGCGUUGUCGCAAGUCUGCCCAUCAAGAGAUGGCUCUGAUUGCUCGACUGCAGCACCCUUACAUUGUUGAAUUCAAGGAGGCUUGGGUUGAGAAGGGCUGCUAUGUCUGCAUCGUCACAGGCUAUUGUGAAGGUGGAGAUGUGGAUGAGUUGAUGAAGAAAUCAAAUGGUACUUACUUUCCUGAGGAGGUAUUGCUGAAAUGGUUCGCUCAGUUGGUAUUGGCUGUUGACUACUUGCACUCGAACUAUGUCUUGCAUCGUGACCUGAAGUGCUCCAACAUAUUUCUCACCAAAGACCAGGACAUACGCCUUGGAGAUUUUGGCCUAGCUAAGACUUUAAAGGAAGAUGAUCUAACUUCAUCGGUCGUUGGAACACCAAAUUACAUGUGCCCAGAGCUGCUAGCCGAUAUUCCCUAUGGAUUCAAGUCAGAUAUAUGGUCUCUUGGAUGUUGUAUGUAUGAGAUGGCAGCUCAUCGACCCGCCUUCAAGGCAUUUGAUAUGGCUGGAUUAAUAAGUAAGAUAAAUCGGUCUUCCAUGGGUCCCUUGCCUGCCUGCUACUCGGUGUCUAUGAAAAUCCUAAUCAAAAGUAUGUUGAGGAAGAGUCCAGAGCAUAGACCUACUGCAUCUGAGAUUAUGAAGAAUUCAUAUCUGCAACCUUAUGUUAAUCAAUACCGUCCUCUAUCUGAUGCCUCGAACCCCAUGCGGAUGCCAGAGAAACCAUUACCCACUUUUCGGGGUAGCCAAAGAAGCAUGUCCGACAGCCAAAGCAGUAGUAUUUCUAGUAGUGACAUAGACAGUAUCCAAUCAAGCGAUAGAAGCACAUCAGGCGGAGCUGCAAGUACUGAUAGAAAGACCACUGAUACUGAUGUUGAUCGAGCUGACUCAGACGAAAAAUGUGCAACACCAGAAGAUCUUAGAGGAAACAAAGAAAUUUCUAGUGGUCAAAUAAAAAGGCAAGAUUCAUCUAAAUCAAUACAUGUCAUUCACCAUCCCAGAACUGAGAGUAAACAACCAAAGAUCAUCGAGCAGAUAAUGACAACCCUUAGAGAGGAGAGCAGGCUUAGAGAAAGCAAUUCUCCAGUCAGAGUUGGUGGUGUAAAGCUGAGUUCAGAUCUCGGCAAUAAUAAGCAAGCAGAGCAACCUUCACCGGUUUCAAGGCCAAAUAGGUACAUGUCAUACGGUUUAAAGUCUGGUGGUAUUUUAUCUCAUGACGGACAAGUGAAUCAAGUUGAAGCAUCACCACCCUUGAAGCAACUGUCACCUAUUGCUGAACUUGGUCCAAAGAUCAAAACAGCUGGCUCAUCAACUCCUGAACCUGCCAAACAGAUCACAGAAAAUGGCACUGUAGCUUCAGAAAAAACUAAGAGCAAGACACCACCUGCUACUACUAGACACCCUAGCCCUCAGAGGCAAGCUGGAGUAGGGACUCCAAGCCUCCCAGUCACAGUGACAAAACGAGUUCAUACCAAGGUCAUGCCAGCGAGUGAGAGAACUACACAACGGCCAUCCCAUGGUCCAGAUAAUGCUCUCAGUGAUCUUCCACGUAAUGUCAUGAUGUCUAGACAUCCUUCAGAAGGACAGCAUAUGAAGCUGGAUGCUUCACAUGAAAAAUCAACAAAUCUUUGGGAAUUUUUCACUGUAGCAGCCAAGGAAGACAGCAGUGCUUGCACAAGUUCUACAUUUGGUUGUACUGAAAAGAUGGGCCACUCUGAACUAUCUGAAUCUAAUUCACCAGUCUGCUUGAUUUCACCAUGUACAGGAUCUGCGCGCAACACUGUCAGAGAAGAGGAUAACUUGAACACCAUACCAUGUUUGGAAAUUAACACCGACAAGAAUAUUGUGACUAGUAAUGGUGGUUUGAGCCUGACCUCUGCUUUGGAGUCAUCCUUUCUGAGUUCUGAACAAGAGUUUGUUUCCAAGGAUGACGUGCAAUCUAGCAAUCAUGGGCAGAGCACAAUCACAUUCCCAAAUGGUGAGGAUAAGUUCACUGUCCAAGAGUGUCUUUCAUCAGCACCAGAAGUCGCUCCUUCUAUUUCAUCGGCACCAGAAGUCACUCCUAUUUCAUCGGCACCAGAAGUUGCUCCUAUUUCAUCGGCAUCAGAAGUUGCUCCUUCUGUUCCAACCACAAAAGGCACACUAUGGGAGGAACCCAAUUCUGUUCAGUCUUGGAAGAAACAUGUAGUUUCUCCUUUAAGCCCUCCAGUAGAUGAUGUGAUACCGACCAUACGACACAACACAUUACUUGUCAACGACGAGCAGCCAAUAUCAGAAAGCGUUCAAAGGGGAGCUCAGAAUAUGGAUGUCAUCCAACAUCUGAACGUGGUAAGAGAAGAUGCCGAUGUAAGGAGCGGCUCAUCAAACACCCUGCCUUCAGGACUUCCUUCAGUCACUGCCAGAUUGGAUGUUUCAGAGGCUAAUACUGCUAGCAAGAUACUAACUGCUUCGGAUGUGGUAAAAUUAUCUACAACCACAUCCGACGCCAGCAAUAGUGUCGAGACGUCCCCUGGUAAGGAAGCACUUGAUGUUACAUCAUUCAGGCAGCGAGCGGAGGCUCUUGAAGGGCUCCUGGAGCUCUCUGCAGAGCUGCUGGAAAACCAUCGGCUGGAGGAACUCGCCAUUGUUCUCAAGCCGUUUGGGAAGGAUAAGGUCUCCCCUCGAGAAACCGCGAUCUGGCUGGCUAGAAGUUUCAAAGGGAUGAUGAAUGACGAAGCAGGUCGCACGUCACUGUGAGCACAAUGUUUGUUUUGUUUUUCUUUUCGAUUCCUUUUCUUCCUUGCUUUUCCCUUGCGCUCUGAGUAACUCGAAGCCGCUUGAUUUGAUAAUAGCAAUGCUCCGAGUUACUCAAGUUGCCUGAUUUGAUAACAGCUUGUGGUCUUCUUUUUUGUUUUUGGGAAGACAGCUUGUGCUCUGGAUCUGUUGCCAGUUUUUGCCUUUUUGAUUGUUCCAUUCUUUCUGGCGUAUGUUGUACAUAGCCAAGAACUGUAAACUGCAAUAAAUCUUGACUCCGGUGUGCUGCAGAAAAUUAUAUGAUAAAGCUAACAGAUGAA